Lathyrus sativus (Indian pea) is the source of this 390-nucleotide messenger RNA. NCBI's taxonomy places the organism in Eukaryota, Viridiplantae, Streptophyta, Magnoliopsida, Fabales, Fabaceae. The record is from the annotation of a GenBank genome assembly.
AUGGCCGGAAUGUCAGCCGUAAUAAUGGUUAUUUGUGUUUUACCGUCGAUGCUGCUGGUGGCCAAAGAUAUUACUUCACCGGUAAUAAGGUUACCGUCAGAAGCAAGUAUAGAAGGGAAGAACGAGUGCUCAGGGACGGUGGCAGCGUCGUCGUCGUCGUCAUGGUGUCCUGUGAAGUGUUUUCGGACGAAUCCGGUAUGUGGCGUGGACGGCGUGACGUACUGGUGUGGUUGUGCUGAAGCUGCAUGCGCUGGUGUGAAAGUUGGGAAGAUGGGGUUCUGUGAAGUAGGAAAUGGCGGUUCGGAUCCUCUGUCUGCUCAGGCAUUUCUUCUUCUGCAUAUUGUGUGGCUUAUUGUUCUUGCAUUUUCUGUCCUUUUUGGUCUUUUUUAG